AUGCUCGGCAUCCUGAGCGCGAGGAGGGAGGCGCUCUUCCCGGCCCACAUCUGGAACGCGAGCUCCCCGAACGGCGGCCAGGGCGGCCGGGAGGAGACUGGCCGCGGCGGCGGGGCGAGCGUCCUGUUGGAGCUGCAGAGGCUGGCCUCCUUUGGCGGACCCCUGGACCUGGACUGCCUGACGUCGUGGCCCCCGUGCGGGGACCUGGCCGCCCCGGCCUCCCUCGACGCCAGGCUCGGCGGCUCGUACGACCUGGGCCCAGGCGCGGCAAGCGUGCGUCUCGCGCUGAGCGUCCCCGGAGGGCUGCCCGUCGCCGUGGGCUCCGGGUGCUCCGCCGACGCCGUCGGUGCCGUUGCCACCCUGGAGCGCCUGCAGCUCGCGAGCGGGCGGCUGAGCUUUGCCGCCCUGAACAUCACGGUGCCCGACGUGGCCAGAGGCCUCUGGGUGGCGUACAAUUUCAGCAGCAGCCCUGCGGCGGAGCAGUCGCUGUGCAUCCACACCCCUGAGGGCGGAGGUGGUCUUCUGAGUUUCAUCACGGCUGGCGUUCCAGUCGUGUGGAGCGCGGAGCCUUCCUCGUCCAUUCGGGUGGGCGAGGCCGCGGGUGCCAGGCGGCGCGCACUGCGGCAAGAAGACGCUGCACUAGGCAGUGUUGGCAGCACCAGGGCCGACAUUGUGGUGCAUUCUGGGGACGAGUCCAUCGACAUGGCGGUGGUAAUCAGUCACACGAGCAUUGGGCUUGUGAAUUUCAGCAUGAGCCCAGUGGUCCUCAGUGUCGGCCCAUUCCAGUUGAGUGAAGAACCAGAUCCUACGGAGCAUCACGGUCACAACGCGCUGCUGGAUUGUUACCGUGGGAGGCGCACCUGCGAAGUAAUGAAGCUGUGGACGUCGGAUGUGCUCGCGACGGCCAGUUCAGGUCAUGGUUCGGACAGCCUGGAGAGCAGCUUAGGUCUGAGCAUUGUGGCGCCUGACGGAGGGGACUUGAUUGCCCACCUCUUCUGGGACUGGUCAAGAGACAAGCAGCAUGCGUACCGCGUGCAAGGCGCCAUCUCUGGACAAGGACUCGUGGACGUGAGUUUCCUGUGGCCCCGCUUCUUGCUGCCGUCUUCGCUGCUCGGUGCCAGUCCUGGCAGGCGCCUCGUCAGCGAGGAGACGGUUGGCCUGGAACUCGCCUUCAACCUCACCGAUCCAUGGGACGGCAGCGAGGUGCUGCAUGGAUCCACCACCGGUGGCCUGCUGAGCAGCGUGUACUUCACCGGCGUCGACGCCUUCGUGGACCCAACGGGCGAGCGCCCGACGCGGGUUGCCGCGAAUUUGAGCACCGACUGGGCGGUUGAUAUGGGUGGGGAUAUAGACAUCCGGCUGACCAUCCCUGCUAUCAAUUUCGUCUUCACGGCUCGUACGACAACCGUAGUUCCUCCCAGAUGGGGCACAUGCUCCUGGAGGGGUUCGAGUUCCACUCCUUGCAGAAAGAGUUUGCUCUGUUCCACACCGUCGGUGUGGAGGACCUCGGGUUCGCCAUAG
This is a messenger RNA of Prorocentrum cordatum, 1521 nucleotides long. The record is from the annotation of a GenBank genome assembly. NCBI's taxonomy places the organism in Eukaryota, Dinophyceae, Prorocentrales, Prorocentraceae.